AUGGCGCCCAGAGUGGGCUUCGGCAGCUUCUUGCUGAUCUUGGGCAUCGUCCUGGUGCUCAUGCCUGGCAAAGUGGCAGCGUUCGGAGCUGGCAACAUCCCAUCCAUCGCACAAGUCGAGGGUGUCAACUGGCGACAUGGCGACAUCGAGGACAUGCUCAAAACCAUCACCUUUCUGCACGGCAAGAAAUGGACAACACUUCUGGUUCAAAGGACUUACUUUGGCAACUGGCUUCGCGAUUACUCCCAGGCCGUGGACGUCGGCAGUCUGAAGGGUGUCAAUGCUGCGACUAUCCGCAUCCUCGUCUGGGUUCUGUCCUUCCUGGCCAACGGAUAUGCGACCGAAGAGUUCGAGGUCACAGAGGAGCGCCUUGGCGUAUACAGGCCAGAAGAGCACAUCGAUAACCCACUUGGCUAUGCUGAUGGAAAGGAUGCGCGCGAGUUCGACAAGCGCCUGCGUGGCCCGGUGUCGCCAGAGGAAACCGAGAUCGAUCCUAGAACCGGAAUGAAAAACUACAUCGCUAAUGAGUCUGGCGGCUGGGCCACCAGUGCCGGAUAUCUUCGUUUCAGUUUUGCGCGCUGCAUUCAUUAUGGCAGACUCUAUACCAGCGGAUCUUCCCGCAAAGGUUCUGAAGAUGAUCUCUGUGAGGCGCUGCGGUGCCUGGGUCAAGCUCUGCAUUGCAUGGAGGACUUUGCGGCUCACAGCAACUACUGCGAGCUGGCGCUUCGCGAGAUGGGCUUCCAUGAAGUCUUUGCUCACUGUGGUACUCAAACGGAGAUCAACUUGAAGGGCAAACAUGUCUACCCCCUAGUGACGGGAACGUUUGGUGGUGUAGAUUUCUUGCAUUCCGUCCUCGGAGAGGCCAACGACCAUUUCACCCAGUCCGAGGUUGAUGAGCUGGAUAUUGCAUUGAAGAACGCAGAGGCAGCGAGCAAGGGCGGCGCAGGUGGCACACGUGGAUUCGGUGGCAGCAGUGGCUCCAUGGACUUCAUCUCUCUGGUCGGUCAAUUGCCGGUCAUUGGUAGUGGAUUCGCUUCCGAGGCUCGCGACUUGCAGCGUGCGGCUGAGCAGCAAGAUGAAGAGAACCAAUACAGGUCCCGUGGAGAUCCAAGCCGAGCAAAUGUGAACCAAAUACCAGGCAUGAGUGCCGAUUUCGACCCUGUCAAGACCGCUGCACGUAUCUAUCCCAUACUUCAAUUCAGGGACAAAAUCGUCAAGGCUAUCAACAGGGGUAUUGCCAAGAUUCCUGGUCUGGAAGGUAUUUUGGAGCACAUCAGCGAGACGUUGACGGCCUUUGUCUUAGGUUUACUCGCCCCUUUCAUCAGACCAAUCAUCACCCAACUCACAAAGGUCUUGAAGGAUGGUUCGUCUGGUGUCAUCGCUUCCAGCGCCAAUUCUCAGCUCGAGCCAUGGAAAAACCCCAACUGCACCGAUCCAACACACUCUAUGCUUAGCAAGGAUCAUUUCACCAACAUCCUCAACUCUUGCGCGGGUAGAGUUUCGGCCACCGUCCUGCAAUAUGUCGUACCACGUGUGCUCUAUGCCUGGGAAAAUACUAAUGUACCAGUGAACGAGGUCGUCAACGAUGUUGUUCGCGCGUUCCACCAUCCCGCGAUCCGCGACGAGGGCGUCGAGAUUCAGCGCGACAUGUUCAAAACGGUCAAAAAGUGGGUAGACGAAUACCCGCGCCGUCAUGAACUGAACCAUAUCCUCGGCUCGGCCAGCGUCAAGAAUGGCAAGAACCAUAUCUUGGCCAACGCUAGUAAGGGCCACUCCCACGGAGGCGGCAUCUUCGACAAUGGUGUCGGUAACUUUGGCGGCGGCACGGGCCAUGGCCACCCCGCCGGCAGUCUGUGGAGUCAGCUGCAGACAAGAGAUCUCGAUGCCAUGGGUGUUGGCGCUGGAAGCGGUGUUGGCUAUAUGGGAGCCGCAUCACCACAACCCUCGUCUACUCCCUUUCAAUAUGGAGGCCCCCCGCAGCAGUAUGGUGGCGGCGGCCAGUACGGCGGCCAACAACAGCAACAAUGGGGUGGUCCACCCGGUGGUCCUCCCGGUGGUCCUCCCGGUGGUCCUCCGCCUGGCUAUGGGCCACCUCCGGGACAAUGGGGCGGUCCACCCGGACCACCACCUCCCCAGGGUUAUCCGGGUCCCGGAUAUGGCCAGGGACCUCCGCAGCAAGGCCACUCGGGAUACCCAGGGCAGCAGCACGGACAUCAAGGCUAUCCAGGGCAGCAUGGAGGUGGCGGUUACGGAUACUAG
This is a messenger RNA of Truncatella angustata, 2259 nucleotides long. RefSeq names its product heterokaryon incompatibility Het-C. NCBI's taxonomy places the organism in Eukaryota, Fungi, Ascomycota, Sordariomycetes, Amphisphaeriales, Sporocadaceae. The coding region runs from base 1 to 2259 and encodes 752 amino acids. The record is from RefSeq and is a predicted model, not a curated record. The transcript is spliced from 3 exons.